AACCCUACUAAUAUCCUUCGCUGCUGAAACGAGAUUCAACCCAGAAGAUUCUGUUUUCCCGCCGGAGAUACGCCAGUUAGCGUUUCUGCAGGCUCUCCGGGGAACUGCGGAAGGUAGAGGAAAGAAGAUGGGUUCCGUAACAUUGAAGAAGAAUUACAAGUGCGUUCAGUCCCUGCAGCAAUUCUAUUCCGGAGGUCCUUACGUUGUUUCGUCCGACGGGUCUUUCCUCGUCUGCGCCUGCGAUGAAACCAUUAAAAUUGUCGAUGCUUCGAAUGCGUCGAUAAAGUCUACAAUCGAGGGCGACUCGGAGCCGGUCACGGCUCUCGCUCUCAGCCCUAACAACAGCCUGCUCUUCUCGGCCAGUCAUAGCCGUCAGAUUAGAGUCUGGGACCUAUCUACCCUAAAAUGCCUUCGUUCCUGGAAGGCACAUGAGGGACCUGUGAUGGGAUUAGCUUGCGAUGCGUCGGGUGGGCUGCUGGCAACAGCAGGGGCGGAUAGGAAAGUGCAAGUGUGGGAUGUGGAUGGAGGAUUCUGUACUCACUAUUUCAAAGGCCACAAAGGAGUUGUGACUAGCAUUAUGUUUCAUCCUGACCCAAAUCGUCUAAUUCUUUUCACUGGGAGUGAUGAUUCCACAGUUCGAGUCUGGGAUCUAACAAGCAAGAAGUGUUUGGCGACACUAGAAAAACACCAAUCAAUGGUCACUUCUGUCGCAGUAUCUGAAGAUGGAUGGACCUUGAUUAGUGCAGGGAGGGAUAAGGUUGUGAAUUUGUGGAAUUUGCAUGACUUUAGCUGCAUGAUCACAAUCCCAAUAUUUGAGGCAGUAGAAGCUGUGUGCAUAAUUGGGUCUGACUCUCGCUUCAAUGCAUGCAUUGCUUCUUCUUCGGAUCAACAUGGAAAGAAGAGAAAUGAUAUACCAUCGAUUAAUUUUAUCACUGUUGGUGAACGAGGGGUGGUGAGGAUAUGGAAGUCAGAUAGAGCUCUUUGUAUUUUUGAGCAAAAACAGUCUGAUGUUACUGUCAGUUCUGAAAGAGAAGAUACCCAAAGAGGGUUUACUUCUGCUGUCAUUUUGCCAACAAGUCAAGAGUUGCUUUGUGCCACAGCUGAUCAGCAGUUUCUUAUUUAUUCUCCCAAGGAAUCUGAUGGUAUACUAGGAUUAGUUCUGACGAAAAGGCUUGUUGGAUACAAUGAAGAGAUUGCAGAUAUGAAAUUCUUAGGGGAGGAUGAACAGUUCCUUGCUGUUGCCACAAGUGUUGAGCAGGUCCGAGUGUAUGAUCUUACAACAAUGUCGUGUGCCUAUGUGUUGGCUGGUCACACUGAAAUCGUUCUGUGCCUUGAUACCUGUGUAUCAACUUCUGAAAGACCACUAAUUGUUACUGGGAGCAAGGACAACAGUGUUAGGUUGUGGGAUUCCCAGACCAAACAUUGCAUUGGAGUCGGUGUAGGGCAUAUGGGAGCUGUUGGUGCUGUUGCUUUUUCAAAGAAACAUCAUAACUUCUUUGUGAGUGGUAGUAGUGAUCGUACGUUGAAAGUAUGGAGUCUAGAUGGUCUCCUGAAUGACACUGAAGAAGUUUUUAAUUUGAAAGCAAAAGCAACUGUAGCAGCACAUGACAAGGAUAUUAACUCUCUGGCAGUUGCACCGAAUGAUAGUCUUGUUUGUAGUGGUUCUCAGGACCGCACUGCUUGCAUUUGGAGGCUUCCUGAUCUAGUGUCUGUGGUCACACUCAGAGGGCAUAAAAGAGGGAUUUGGUCUGUGGAGUUUUCUCCAGUUGAUCAAUGUGUGAUUACGGCAUCUGGAGAUAAGACCAUAAAGAUAUGGUCUAUAUCUGAUGGUUCGUGUUUGAAAACAUUUGAAGGGCACACAUCAAGUGUAAUUCGAGCAUCAUUUGUUACACGCGGCACUCAGUUUGUUUCUUGUGGUGCUGAUGGUUUAGUGAAGCUGUGGACAGUCAAGACCAAUGAGUGUAUUGCAACAUAUGACCAACAUGAAGACAAGAUUUGGACUUUAGCUAUUGGGAAGAAGACAGAAAUGCUUGCAACUGGUGGCAGUGAUGCAGUUAUCAAUUUAUGGCAUGACUCUACAGCUUCAGAUAAAGAGGAAGCUUUUCGUAGAGAAGAGGAAGGUGUUUUGAGAGGACAGGAGCUAGAGAAUGCUGUAUUGGAUGAAGAUUACACUAGAGCAAUCCAGAUUGCUUUUGAGCUUCGCAGACCUCGUAAGCUUUUUGAGCUAUUUGGUCAACUCUGCAGAAAGGAAGAGCCUAGAGUUCACUUGGGGAAAGCUUUACAUGCUUUUGGCAAGGAAGAGUUUUGCUUGCUUUUGGAAUAUAUCCGAGAAUGGAAUACAAAACCAAAAUUCUGUCAUAUAGCACAGUUUGUUCUUUCUACAGUAUUCACCAUGCUUCCACCAACAGAGAUUAUUGAGAUAAAAGGUAUAGGAGAAUUGCUCGAAGGCAUUAUGCCAUAUUCACAGAGGCAUUUCAGCAGGAUAGAUAGGUUGGAAAGAAGCGCUUACCUAUUGGACUAUACUCUAACAAGCAUGUCGGUCAUUGAACCUGGAGCCGGUGUUGGUGGCUUAACAUGGAAAUCGGAAGAAAAAGAUGCCAGAGACACUGUUGAAGCAGCAGAUGAAGGGCAACUAGGAGAAGGUGAUUUAACAGAGCAAGAGGCCAAUCAGGAAGAGAUUAAAACCAAGAUCUCUUCGAAGAAAAAGAAAUCACACAAGUUGAGAGACAUUGAACCAUCAGAAGGUGAUUUAACAGAGCCAGAGCCAAAUCAGGAGUUGGAAACCAAGGUCUCUUCAAAGAAAAGGAAAUCACACAAGGCGAGAGACAUUGAACCAUCAGAAGGUGAUUUAACCGAGCAAGAGCCAAAUCAGGAGUUGGAAACCAAGGUCUCUUCAAAGAAAAGGAAAUCACACAAGGCGAGAGACAUUGAACCAUCAGAAGGUGAUUUAACCGAGCAAGAGCCGCCUCAGGAGUUGAAAACCAAGGUCUCUUCGAAGAAAGGGAAAUCACACAAGGCGAGAGACAUUGUACCAUUAGGAACUGAUUUAACAGAACAAGAGCCGAAGCAGGAGGAGCUGAAAACUAAGACCUCUUCAAAGAAAAGGAAAGAGGUGAUUUAACAGAGCAAGAUCCGAACUGGGAGGAGUUGAAAACAAAGACCUUUUCAAUGAAAAGGAAAUCAUAGAAGUUGAAUGGCAAAUUGGCAAGAAAGCAAAGGGAGAGAGAGAGUAAGUUGUUGGGUUCAUCUUUAGCCUUCUGUCUGUCUGUGUAAUUAUCAAAUUUUGUCAUGAAUGAUGAGUGAACACAUAACCCCCAUUAAGAAUUCUCACUAAUUUCCUUGUUUGUGUUCCAAUUUUUAUCUUCAGCACUGCUGUAGAUUCAGUCAGUGGUGUUAUUAGCA
Molecule: messenger RNA, 3402 nt
Organism: Ipomoea nil (Japanese morning glory)
Lineage: Eukaryota; Viridiplantae; Streptophyta; Magnoliopsida; Solanales; Convolvulaceae
Product: transducin beta-like protein 3
Exons: 14
Coding region: 128-3121 (997 amino acids)
Biological process (GO): endonucleolytic cleavage to generate mature 5'-end of SSU-rRNA from (SSU-rRNA, 5.8S rRNA, LSU-rRNA); endonucleolytic cleavage in 5'-ETS of tricistronic rRNA transcript (SSU-rRNA, 5.8S rRNA, LSU-rRNA)
Cellular component (GO): nucleolus; 90S preribosome; small-subunit processome
Molecular function (GO): protein binding; U3 snoRNA binding
Source: RefSeq, a predicted model, not a curated record